ACUUCUCGAAAAACAUUAUUUCGAAUUUAUCAAUGCGUUCUUAACGUGCUUAAAAUUUGUAACCAUUGUGAAAUACCAACUCAAGUUUAUAACUUAGAUUAAAAUACUUAAAUCGUCAAAAUGAAUCCAGAUUCCCCAACAAGUAGCGAUUCGUCAGACUACGCUGAACGUAUUUUGAAAGAUUUGCGUCAGAGAAAUAAAAACAAAGGAACAAGUUUUUUCAGAAAUAUUACAAAUUUGCCAACGAGUUCACGCACCAAUGAUCCUAUACCAAGUGGUCAGAAAAAAAUUGAGGAAAUACUAAGCGCUCAAAUCGAUGUUGAAGAAUCAAGUGAUACAGAAAAGGAACGAAUCCUGAAAGAAUUUCGUAAGAAAAAUAAGAUACCGGGAAGAUUUUUCUUAAAUUUGCGAAAGAAUUCAAACCACGAUGAUGCUUUGCCCAACAAAAGUGUUUCUGACUCAGAAGUUCCAAAAUCACAUGUUGAAAAAACUUUAAGUGAUGGUCAGAAAUCUGAUGAUAAUAUUACGUUCCGGAAACCUCUCAAUAAAAGUCAGAAAAAGAAAUCGAAAGUAUCUCAGCCUUCAGGCGUAGCAAGCGACUCUAAGGAAAAUAGUUCUCCAUUGGAAUUCAAUCCUACUCCGGAAAAUUCUUCGACGCCUGUUCAAGUUCGAAAGCGUAAAACGUCGUGUAUUGAUGACAAGAAUGAGGAAUCUAAAAAACAAAAUCGCAAUCAAUCUUCAGAAGGCUCAAUGUCAAUGGAUAUUGAACAGAUCACUCGCGAUUCUAAUAAUUCUAGAAAAUCCCCAGUUGAAAAUUUGACCGUCAAAAAAUCUUGUGAUAUAUCAAUUUCCUUGGUUCCACCAAAAGUCGCAUCAUUGGGAGAACUACAAGCAAAACUAGAAGAAUGCGAAAGCGAUGAUAAGAUUUCACAAACACCACAAGUUUCUUCUUCAUCUUCGUCUUUAAAACGUGCAAAAAAAAUUAAUGAUGAUUGCUCAGUGCCUAAAAAGACGAAAAGAUUGCAGCAACAAGCAGCAGUAAAAGCUCCAACUCGUGUAGCAACACCAGAUACAGUCAAGAGUGUGCCAAGAAAAAUGGGCCAACCUAAGAUCUUGAAUACAAUUGCUUCUAAUUCUGAAGACGAGUCAUUGCAUUCAACUCCUAAUAAGAAGCAAAAACAUUCAAAUUCCAGCGAUAUGCAAUCGUCUAAAGCACAGUCACAGGAUAGUCAUGAAGUUGAGGAAAUCUCAACAGAAAAUGAAAAUCCUGAAGCUCAGGAACAUUUGUCUGAUAAUUCUCUAUCAAUUCAACCUGAUAAUGAAUCUCAUCAUAAUCUUUCUGGUUCAAAGAAAGAUGACAUCGAUGGGGAAAGCAGACAACUGGAAUUGAUUUCUGAGGAAACUGAAUCGUUGUCUGAAGAUGAAGUUGAAGCUAGUGAAACAUUUGAUCCAACCAACACGAAGAAAUCUAAUAAUUUGCAAAUAUCUUCAAGUGAAGAUGAAGAAGACGAUCGCAUUGAAAUGGACUCUGGCAUUACUGAUGGCUUUUUAUACGAUCCCAAUGAAACCGGCACUCAUGGUUACAAAUUGAGAGUUCGAAGACUCGCACGUGCCUGGUGGGACCACAGCACCGAUCAACCACACUAUUACAGAUGCAAGAUUCCGAAAGUCAAGCGAUUGGAACGAGAACAAGAAGCAAUGAAGAAUUUAAAAAAAGCCCACAUGUCUUCAACAUCUUUCAAGAAACUUAAAGGAAGUGAUUCAGUUGAUGAUUUGAAGUUUAACAUCGUCGACGAUGGAGUUUCUCAUGCCUGCAUCAACGAUAUUAGUUACUAUCUUAGAAUAAAUGCAAACAAAUUUAAAUCGGAGGCACAAAUUAACGAAAAUUGUUCAAUGAGCUUGUUCUUGUUGAAAAGCGAAGUCAAUUUACAUGUCAAUGGUGAAUUAUUGAAACUGAAACCUUUUCAACAUUUCUUCUUAAAAUCUGGUGACACUUAUGCAAUUCAUAACGUUUCCAAUGAAACUGCAGUCAUUAGUGUGAAUGUCAGUGGCGGAUUAUAAUUGUACAAUCUUUCCUUAAAAUUAAUUAUUGACUUUAUGUCUUAUUACACUCAAUUAUCAAAUACUUUUCAAAAUGUUAUAUAAGAAGUUCUCAAUAAAUUUCUCUUAAAAACAAAAACUU
Messenger RNA from Clunio marinus, 2182 nucleotides. NCBI's taxonomy places the organism in Eukaryota, Metazoa, Arthropoda, Insecta, Diptera, Chironomidae. The record is from the annotation of a GenBank genome assembly.